AUGCCCUACACAGAUACGGUCCUUCAUGAGAUCCAGAGGUUUGCGGACAUCAUGCCUCUGGGAGUGCCCCAUGCCGUCACCCAAGACACUGAGUUCCAGGGUUAUCACAUCCCCAAGUUCCAAGACCCGUCCUACUUCCAGCCUGAGAGGCUCCUAGAUGCCGGCGGAGCUUUUAGGAGAAGCCCUGCCUUUCUGCCCUUCUCUGCAGGGCGCCGCGCAUGCCCAGGAGAGGCUCUGGCCGGCGCCGAGCUCUUCCUCUGCCAGAGGUGGCUGCUGCAGCGCUUCUCCCCCACCUCGCCUCUGCCCUCUGCGGCCCUGCACCUGCAGCCCCGGGACAGUGGCUUCGGGAAGCAGCCACCCGCUUUCCAGCUCAUCCUGCAGCCACUAGAGCACUUCAGACCCAAGGACUCCUCCCACCCUGACAGCCCCCCUCCCGUGGCCUGA
This is a messenger RNA of Marmota monax (woodchuck), 444 nucleotides long. RefSeq names its product putative inactive cytochrome P450 2G1. NCBI's taxonomy places the organism in Eukaryota, Metazoa, Chordata, Mammalia, Rodentia, Sciuridae. The record is from RefSeq and is a predicted model, not a curated record. Gene Ontology annotation, biological process: xenobiotic metabolic process. Gene Ontology annotation, cellular component: cytoplasm; intracellular membrane-bounded organelle. The transcript has 3 exons. The coding region runs from base 1 to 444 and encodes 147 amino acids. Gene Ontology annotation, molecular function: heme binding; iron ion binding; oxidoreductase activity, acting on paired donors, with incorporation or reduction of molecular oxygen, reduced flavin or flavoprotein as one donor, and incorporation of one atom of oxygen.